AUGCGCUGGCAACUCCCAACAACUCUUCUACUCUCCGCCCUCAGCGCGACCCCCGCCCUGGCCGGACAGGAAGUGGUCGGCAUUUGGAGCAGCUCAACCUUCAGUACCAGUGGCAAAACAGGCACACACGACUUCUCCGCCGGCUUCGCGCUGGUUAACCAGGACGGCGAGAGCAUCUACAGCGAAGAAUACCCGGACGGGUACAUCCCGUGUACCCAUGUUGGUCAGGAAUUCCAGCUCGAAAAAGGAUGUUUCGGCGGGGCAUGGUACUCGUUCCGGUGCCAGUCAACCCAAACCGGCAUCCCGCAGCAGUGUGAGGUGAGGGGACCGGAGGGGAACACUGUCGGGACCGGUAAGGGUGAAGAUCAAACGGAUUUCUUCGGGGUGGGAAUUGCGAAGUCUGGCGCUUGCAGAGUGAAGUUCGAGUUGGUGGAUGGGAUUGCCUGUGGCGCGGACGCAGCGGGUUUUUCAGCGCAUCAUAGCGAGUUCUAG
Penicillium robsamsonii is the source of this 492-nucleotide messenger RNA. RefSeq lists its product as uncharacterized. NCBI's taxonomy places the organism in Eukaryota, Fungi, Ascomycota, Eurotiomycetes, Eurotiales, Aspergillaceae. The record is from RefSeq and is a predicted model, not a curated record. The coding region runs from base 1 to 492 and encodes 163 amino acids. The transcript has a single exon.